Molecule: messenger RNA, 390 nt
Organism: Guyanagaster necrorhizus
Lineage: Eukaryota; Fungi; Basidiomycota; Agaricomycetes; Agaricales; Physalacriaceae
Exons: 2
Coding region: 1-390 (129 amino acids)
Source: RefSeq, a predicted model, not a curated record
AUGAAGGAUACGCCUUGGCGAGAAUGGCUGCAGCGUGUCAACGGGUGUGCACAGGGCCCUUCGUCCUCAGUAGCAGACACAAAUCCUCGCGAGCAACGGAAGAAGGAGAUAACCAGAUCACUUUCUUCAGCACGGAUAAGCACCGCAGGUACGGGUCGCUCCGACAAAAAACUCGAGGGCGAAAAGAAAAUCCGUGGUGUGAAACGGAAGUUCGAUGCCAAUGAGCAACCUGUUGAACAUGAAAAGAACGCAUCCCUGGCACUGCUAAUCCAAAAUGAAAAGCGACGCCAAAAAGACGACAGCAGCUCCGCCAUCUGGAGACGGUGUCGUCAAUAUUCGGAAGGCUGUAAGAUUCGCAAGCAAAGGCAGAGGAGGUAUUGCUCUCGGUAG